This is a messenger RNA of Notothenia coriiceps (black rockcod), 681 nucleotides long. RefSeq names its product transmembrane anterior posterior transformation protein 1 homolog. Gene Ontology annotation, biological process: positive regulation of cilium assembly. The transcript has 4 exons. Bases 52 to 681 code for a protein of 209 amino acids. The record is from RefSeq and is a predicted model, not a curated record. Gene Ontology annotation, cellular component: ciliary basal body; endoplasmic reticulum membrane. Lineage: Eukaryota; Metazoa; Chordata; Actinopteri; Perciformes; Nototheniidae.
UAAUUUCCAUACUAUGCAGCAGCAGCAGCGGAUGAGACCGUUUGGCUGAAGAUGGCGGAUUCGCUGUCGUCAGGUCUGGGAGAGGAGCAGGAGAAUGAGAAUGAAGACAGGGAGCGGGACGGGAAGGCUGCCAAAACAGAGAAAAACAAGGAGAAAGACAGAGUCACGGACACCCUGCGGUCCAACGAUAAAAACGGAGGCAACAAUGGCAAGAAACGCAACCUGUCAGACCUGUCUCUGGUCAGAUUUAUAACUACUGAGCUAACCAGAGGCUACUUCCUGGAACACAAUGAGGCCAAAUACACCGAGCGCAGAGAGAGGGUCUACACCUGCCUCCGCAUCCCCAAGGAGCUGGAAAAGUUGAUGACAUUCGGCUUCUUCCUCUGUCUGGAUGCCUUCCUCUAUGUGUUCACCCUGCUGCCCCUCAGGGUGAUUCUGGCUCUUUUACGGCUCCUCACGUUGCCUUGCUGUGGCCUUGGUGGCGCCCGCCUGCUCCAGCCGGCCCAGGUGUGUGAUGUGCUGAAAGGCUUCAUCAUGGUAUUGUGUUACUCCAUGAUGAGCUACGUGGAUUACUCCAUGAUGUACCACCUCAUCAGAGGACAGUCUGUCAUCAAGCUGUACAUCAUAUACAACAUGUUAGAGGUACACCAUGAUAAUAUUGCAAUUAUAAUAAUAGCUUAG